UGUAAAAUGCUCUAUACGGCUGCGAGCGGCGUCUCGUAGUUGGGUCCUCUUCGGUCAAGGCUCUGCUUGGAUAGAAUCUGGACCAGUGAAACACUGGACCAAAAAAAGGGAGGAUUCAUGGGGAGACUCGCCGCACAAAACGUCCGGAUUAUCUGACUGGAGCGUUUGGACGUUUUUAAACUCCUGUGCCCAGUUUCCAGACCGAGACGGGUGUUUUUAUUUGUGUUUUUAGCUGGGUCUGUGUAGUUUCUCGGUGCUCCGGUUAUGGCGGACCAGGAGGAGACGUUUAACAUCCAGAACUCCCCGGGUGGUUCGGAUUCAAGGGAAUUACAGAGCGACAAUAAACCGGAGAAGCAGAACGGGACCUCCAGCAAAUCCCCGUCGUCGCAGACGACUUACAUCCAGCAGGGAAUGGAGGGCAUAAAAGUCUACCUGCACGAAAGGGAACUGUGGAUGAAGUUUCACGAAGUGGGCACGGAGAUGAUCAUAACUAAAGCCGGACGGAGAAUGUUCCCCAGCUUCAAGGUGAAAGUGACCGGAUUAAACCCCAAAACAAAGUAUAUUCUCCUGAUGGAUGUCGUUCCUGCGGAUGACCAUCGAUAUAAAUUUGCCGACAACAAAUGGUCUGUGACCGGGAAGGCAGAGCCCGCUAUGCCCGGGAGGCUCUACGUCCAUCCGGACUCCCCGGCCACGGGGGCGCACUGGAUGAGGCAGCUGGUGUCCUUCCAGAAGCUGAAGCUGACCAACAACCACCUGGACCCGUUCGGCCACAUCAUCCUGAACUCGAUGCACAAGUACCAGCCGAGGAUUCACAUCGUGAAAGCGGAUGAAAAUAACGGCUUUGGCUCCAAAAACACGGCCUUCUGCACUCACGUUUUCCCCGAGACAGCCUUCAUUGCGGUGACAUCUUACCAGAACCACAAGAUCACGCAGCUCAAGAUUGAGAACAACCCAUUUGCAAAAGGAUUCCGCGGAAGUGAUGACAUGGAGUUACACCGGAUGUCCAGAAUGCAAAGCACCAAAGAGUACCCGGUAGUGCCUCGCAGCACAGUGCGACAUAGAGUUGGCUCCAGCCACAGUCCGUUUAACGGUGAGGUCCAGGGCAUGUCCACGCCCAGCACCAUGAGCUCCCAGUACUCCCAGUGUGAAAACGGGGUGUCGAGUACCUCCCAGGACAUGCUACCUCAGUCCAGCUCCUUCCCGCUUCCACAUGAGCACGGCCAAGAGUACUGCAUCAAGAGAAAAGUGGAUGAUGACUGUCACUCAGGCGAGCACAGCUAUAAGAAGCCCUACCUGGAGAGUUCUUCCAGUGAGGAGGACCAUUACUAUCGGCCUGUUGGCUACCCCCAGAGCCUCAGUCUCACCAGCGCAUCCUACCGCAGUGAGUCCAGCCAGCGGCAGGCCUGUAUGUAUGCCAGCUCCUCGCAAGGUGCCGAGCCUGUUCCCAGUUUGGAGGACAUCAGCUGCAACACGUGGGCCAGUGUCUCUCCUUACGGCAGUUGUUCCGUCACCACCAUGCAGCCGAUGGAGAGACUGCCCUAUCAACAUUUUUCCGCUCACUUCACAUCGGGGUCCCUGGUGUCCCGACUGGGUGGGGUGGGAGGCCACGCCUCUCCGCAGCUGGGUGAGAGCCACCACACAGCUAUGUACCAGAGCUCCAUGACCCACCAGACUCUGGGACGUCAGUGCAGCCCCGGAGCUGGGAUCCAGUCACCGACAUCUGGCUUGCAGGGAAAUGAGUACCUCUAUGCGCACGGCAUACCACGCACGUUGUCACCACACCACUACCACUCGGUACAUAGUGUCAGCAUCAUGCCCGAGUGGAGUGAGAACAGCUAAGAAUCGAACAAUUGCAUAUACUGAAGAGGAAAAGAAAGAAAAGGACAAAACAAAGUAAAAUUGGAUCAGUUAUAUUUAUAUUUCCAAAGACGUGUUGCUGUCAAUCUUAAAAAGAGCUGUAUUUCUUUGAGAAAAGUUGAAAUUCAUUAGAUGGUUUAUCAGGAGAGGGGGUAUCAUAAUUUAGGAAGUUGUAACAGCAUCUGCACUUAUACACAAGCAACAAGAACACAAAUGAAUAUUGGACUGGACCAGAACGCUCACGGAGCCUGAUCAAGUGCAGAGAAAGCUGACACUGAACGGAGUAGAAAUGCUUCAGAUGGCUGAUGCCAUUCUAACUGUGUUUUUCUGCAGCCUUCUGUUUUGGAUGCCAGCGAACAGCAAUUAUAUUUUCUGAAUGUUUGUUCUUUGUCACAUUUGCCGAAACUCAGUUUCUAUGACAUUUUUGUAGCAAACUUAAAUUGUAAAAGAAAUGCUGAGAGUAAGAAAAGCGAAAAGCAGAGCUUGAUGUUGGUUUAGUUGGCUUUAGUUGGCUCUUUGGUCAGUGUGGUUGCUCUUUAAAUCAGAAUGAUGAUUUUAUUUGCUAACAAAUAGGUAUAUUUAUGCACAUUCAAGCCAAAUACCUCAUUUAAUUUUUUUUAGGUGUAUGAGAUAAUACCUUCUAAACAUAUUCAUACAUCUACAUUUUAACAUUUCAUCACAUCACUCCAAUUUAUUGGGAUUUGAUGAGAUAGACCAACAAAGAGUAGUGCAUAAUUGUGGAAGUGUAAUGAAUAUAGAUACAUGGUUUUCAAAGUUUUUUUACAUAUAUAAAUUUGAAAAGUGUGGAGGGUGUAUUCAUUCAGCCUCUCUGAGGCUUUUUCUGCAGGUCUUUACCAGCUUUGCACAUCUACAGACUGAAUUUGUUGGCCUAAAUAACCUAAUCACAAUCAAAUUAGAGGAGGAGCAGCAAUUUUUUAUUCUGUCACAGAUUUUCAAUAUGAUUUAGAUUGGGACAUUAACUUGGUAAUCCUAACAUAUGAAUAUGCUUUAACCUAAAAUAUCCAGUUUAGGCGCUGGCUGCAUGUCUAGGUUUGCUAUCUUGCUGGAAGGUGACCGCACACCCCAGUUGCAAGUCUUUUGUAGCCUCUAUCCAGAUUUUUGGCCAGAAUCUUUAAGUAAAAAGUACCACAGUGUUUUGUUUUUUAUAUAUAUAAAUGGAAAGCUAAUUUUACUUAUUUUCUUAUUUUUACCUUUUCAGCAAUAAAGUAAAUAUGGAAUAUUUCAACCAAAACAAAAACAAAGUAAGAUGUUUGUGUAAACGUGAUCAUUGAUAGAUAAUUGUAGUUUCAACAACAACAGGAUAAAUUGCUGAAUGUAUGAGGCCUAAUUAUUUCUGUUUCAUAAUCUGUGAAAAUCUCAUCCUAAAAUGAGAAAAGUGUCCACUGGUCACACUUUAUACACCCCUGCUCAACCCAGUUUUCUGCCAGCAUUGUCCUGUUUUUAGCUUCAUCCAUGGGAUGGUGUUCAGAGGAAUUAGUUUUCCACCACAACUUGGGUUUUCCUACAAACCGUGCAGGCGUGUGCAAACUACCAUCAGGAUCUCUUAUGGCUUUUUUUUUUUCCAACAAUGAUUUCUUCUUGCAACUUUUCUAUAAAGGCCAGAUUUGAAGAGUCCACAUGUGUCGAAAGAUUUUCAGAUUCUCAAAAACUAAGCUUUCGCUUUCUCUGAGUUCCCAUGGACCUCUUGACUGCUCCUCUGAUUAAUGCUCUCCUUGUCCAGCCUGCUGAUUUAGGUGAAAGCCCAUGUCUUAGUGGGUUUGCAGUUGUGCCAUGCUCUUGAUGAUGGAUUGAACAGUGUUCCGUGAGUUGUUCUAAGCUUAGGAUAUUGGUUUAUCACACAGCCCUGCUUUAAGGAUUUUAUUCAGGGUAUCCGUGUAGUUUUUAUAGGCUGUAUUUGUGAAUAUAGCAAUGUAUCUUUUUCCUUCCUCUCCACAACUAUGUACUACUUUAUUUUUGGUUAACCAUAGAAAAUCACAAUUAAAAUUCAUUUUUUAAAUUUAAAAUUAGGAAAAGUUCUAGGGGUGUGAAUAAUUUUGCAAGGCACUGCUCAAAGCGGGAGCAGAACAAUUCUGCUGUUAAGCUAUCUAUUAGAACUGAUUAUUCCUCAGAAAUUACAGCAUUGUCACAUAGAGUUAUAGAUCCCAACCUCUAACAUGACCACUGUUGCUGCUGAGUGCAUUCAUGCUUAGAAAAACAUGGUAAUUUCAUGCCGACCCUCUCCCAAAUUUAUUUUGGGAAAAGCCAUUUCGUGGCACCUGUUUCUUUCUGUGCAUAAUAUAACUAGAUUAGAUGAUUUAAUCUAGGUUCAUUUUUUUGUUCCAGUAAUUAUCCAGAAUUCAGCCAUCUUAAUAGUUUAUUUGGGUGCAUUGGACUUCACCUUAAACUCAAAACACUAGAUUAAGCAUUUCUCGAGCAUCACCAUUUAUUCCAUCAGAAUCUAAAACUGUUUGAAUUAUAAAUUCUCAACUACUUACCUAUAGUUUUUAAAUGGACAGUUUUUAAAAUUUUUUAAAUGAGGUUCUGUUAAGAAUUCAUAAGCAGUUAAUAGCUUACCUGCAGUAGGUAAUUGUUGUGGUGUCUUCAUUUUAUUCAAAUCCAUAUAACUUAUUCCCAGAGGCUCAAAUAAAUGGCUAGGCUGAGACUGGCCAAGAUUAAAGCUUUGAUUGUUUUAAACAACUCUAAUCUGUGCCCCUUUUCACAGGUACCUACUCAGCAGUACAGCUCUACUCACUUUUCCGUUAGUAACGGUUACGUGGAACCGGUAAUAUUUUUACGUCCUGGUUGAAAGCGGUUACAACCGUUCCGAGUCGCACUGAACACGUGACGUCAGAACACUGUCUGUCACUGAUUGGCUAGGGGGGCGGCGUCACUAGUGACAUCAUAUUUUGAUAACUAAUAUCUUCAACUUUUAAAUCGUUGUACGCUGGGCUUAUUGUGUAUAUGAGCACUAUAGCAAGCUAGCAUUAGGUAGUGUCAGUUUACCCUUACACAUCCUCUAGCGCGUACCCUUCAGUUUGAUGCCACUCCUUUGCUUCCUUCUCUCUCCUGUUCUUAUCCAAAGUGUUUUGUCUUGCUGUCCACGGCCUUCUCUGGCUCUCUUCUUUCACUCUGAGUCUGAGAAAAGCCAAAGACUGAGUAGCAGGUUGUUGUGUUUGUGUCACAUAUGAAUCACAUCACAUUACUUUUUGGAUUGUAGGGCUGUCUUGCUAUUGACGAUCCCGCCCACAUUGAGAUUGUACUCGGUUGUACUGGAAAGCAAAUCAAACUGUGUAAAGCCGACCCAACCUGAUUCGAGUAGAAAUGGCAAACGGGCUUUAGGAAUGCCAAAGCAGUUUUAGUGGAGUAUAAUUAUUGUGUCAAAGACGUAAACUAUUUAUGACGUUUUAACAGAAACCUACCAUAAAAUUUUGGAACUACCCCUUUAAAGACUUUUCAAGACUUUUUUUCAGUUUGGAAGCUGCAACUGCAAGAAGAAGACUCAAACUUAGCAGGAUAUACCAUCAGUGAGGAGUUUAAAGAUGAAAUAGGAAAAAGCACAAAGAUCUAAGAAGAUAUUUAAAAGGAAACUUCUACAAUAUUUCAUUCAUUCAUGCAAGAGAGCAUGACUUUUAGAAGAUAACAGGAAGGAUGAAUGGAUUACAACAAAGGUGUUCAAUAAUAUUAUUUUGAUAUCAUAGAAAAUUAAAAACUUUGGUAGCCUUUUGGAAAUCUCAAAGUUAUGGGUCUAGGGGAAUACACACAGAGACUGCUGUGUUUGUAAUGUUAGCUGUGCUAACCACCCUACUUGCUAAUUUAGGAAGCUAAGAAUAGUUAAAAAAAGGAACUCCAUAAUUAUUUGGUAUUUGUUUUACAGUGACUACUCGCUUGCACUUGAGGCAUGAAGUUUCCUUUGAUCCUAAUAGAACUAGGCAAUGUUAGCCCAGGCAGGGAGGCUAGCUUUGGAAAAUCGGAUGUCCCAAAUUGGUCACAAAAUUUUAAUUGCAGACUCCCUGCCAUUAGGACAUUGUUAACAAUAUUAAAAUAUUCUAUGUCUUAAAGAAAUACAGCUUUUAGUAACUUGGAAAGCUCUGACUGUAAAUAAUAUAAAAAUAUCACUCCAGUUGGAGUACCCUAACCAAAUCUAAGAAAAUAUUUAAGAGUAAAAUUAAGGUUUUAGAGUAAUGUGAUGAGGUACUCCAGCCGUCCUAAUCUGAUUAAAAAUGUAUUUAAUGGGGAUACAUUAUAUCAGACUUUUAAAAGGUUAAUUAGAUUGGCAUUUCUCAUUCAAAGGCAGCUUCCACAUUUAAUAAAUCAAGAGAAAAAGACUUGUGACCAUCAUUUACACACAUUGCAGGACGUAAUACUGUUAAAAUAUUUUACUGGCCAUAGCUACACAAGCAUUGGGGAAUGGUGGACCUCUGGAUUAUUUAGAUUAGCAUUUAUUUUCUUUUGCAUGUGAUGGCCGACAACAGCACAGCAUUAUGACAGUAUGAAAACACCCGUUCUCUCUAAACAAAGCCUAGAUAUAUUAAAAGGGUAAUCUUUCUGUUUGGAUGACUGGUUAUUGUAUGUUUAUACAGACUAAUGUUGCACCCAGUGAAUGUGUUUUCUGAAAUAUUUCAUAUGAAACAUCAAGAAAGGCUCUUCAGAUAAUUGAAGAUGAUUAGCAGUUGGAACUUUUACUUGACACGCUUUAUGGAGCAAAGAUCUGUUUCACCUUUCUAAGGAGUGUAUGUCUGAAGUUUGUUUUACAUGUGGACAAAGGCUAAAUUUUAAGUGCUUGUAGUUCAUAGCAUUUUUUGUCAAUAGUAUUUAUUUUUUUAACUCUGUAAAUUAGCUUCCUCCAGCAAGUUUAAGAGACAGAUGGCCCAGUUUUUUAUAGCCCACUUUUUAUGAUUGUAUAGGAUUUUCUAAUCAUACUUAUAUAGACUAAAGGAAAUUACUAUACAGCUGUCAAGAAGUAUCUAAGUAAGACUGAACAAAUGAAAACAUACCUAGCUGUGUAAAUAAGCAUGUAAAUAGCAAAAUACCUGCAAUAAAUUUAAAAAUGUAAAACAU
Messenger RNA from Girardinichthys multiradiatus, 6915 nucleotides. It is a transcript of the gene tbx5a, whose product is annotated as T-box transcription factor 5a. Gene Ontology annotation, cellular component: nucleus. The transcript is spliced from 9 exons. Gene Ontology annotation, molecular function: DNA-binding transcription factor activity, RNA polymerase II-specific; RNA polymerase II cis-regulatory region sequence-specific DNA binding. Gene Ontology annotation, biological process: regulation of transcription by RNA polymerase II; pattern specification process; cardiac left ventricle formation. The record is from RefSeq and is a predicted model, not a curated record. The coding region runs from base 265 to 1839 and encodes 524 amino acids. NCBI's taxonomy places the organism in Eukaryota, Metazoa, Chordata, Actinopteri, Cyprinodontiformes, Goodeidae.